Rubroshorea leprosula is the source of this 1857-nucleotide messenger RNA. NCBI's taxonomy places the organism in Eukaryota, Viridiplantae, Streptophyta, Magnoliopsida, Malvales, Dipterocarpaceae. The record is from the annotation of a GenBank genome assembly.
GAAAAAAAAUGGUUGCAGAAAAAUCAAACUCCGUUUUAUUUCGGCCAUAGAUUGAAUCCAAUAUUUUGAAAAUUCCCUGACUUCGAUUUUCACCGAUCAAGUUUUUUUUAAGAGCUCGAGUUACACGGAUUAGGAUAAGGUGUUUGGUUUCCUGGAAUUUCGGGAUUCAGAGGGAGGGAAAAUGUGGGGAUUCGGUGGGAGGUAUUAUUGGGGGAUGAAGGAAAGAAGAGGUGGAAGGAGCGAGGGGAUAGUGGUGGUGUUCGCUUGGAUGUCGAGUCAGGAGAGGCACUUGAAGAACUACGUGCAACUUUAUUCCUCUUUGGGUUGGAAUUCGCUCGUCUGUCAUUCAGAGUUCCUCAACAUGUUCUUCCCUGAGAAGGCUGCGAAUCUAGCACACAACCUUCUCAAGGAACUUCUUCGGGUCAGUGUUAUUAUACUUCUUCAGCUGUUAUCUUUCUCACUCCAUAUCAGCUGAUUCCUGUUAGCAAUGACCCUUGAAAUUCACUCAGUUUGGAAGGGGUGUUUUAGGCUGGAUUAAGUCAUUAUUUAUUUAUUUAUUUGGAUAACAUGAGUAUCCAAACCUUUGGCCCAACCAGUCCCAUGUACACCUUCAAAUUGUCCCAUCCACAUAAACAGCUUUUAUCUUUAUUUACCCAUCAUAUCUGAAACUUUAAUUGAUGCAUUGAGGAGAUAACUUUUAGCUCUCCAUUUUUGGUUUGUAGGAGCUGAAGGUCAGACCAUGCCCUGUAGUCUUUGCAUCUUUCUCGGGUGGUCCCAAGUCUUGCAUGUACAAGGUUCUUCAGAUGAUUUUGGGCAUGUCUGAGGUGCAGAUAAAAGCGGAUGAUCUCCAACUGGUUAAGGAGUGUUUUUCAGGCCAUAUUUAUGAUUCUUGUCCCGUGGAUUUUACUAGCGAUCUGGGCGCAAGAUUUGUUGUACACCCAACAGUCCUCAAAAUGUCUCAUCCACCACGGAUAGUAUCGAUGAUGGCAAAUGGUAUAGCCUCUGGUCUUGAUGCUCUUUUCCUCAACAGGUUUGAAUCACAUCGUGCUGAGUAUUGGCAGACACUAUACUCCUCUAUUUGUAUGCGGGCCCCAUAUCUUAUUUUAUACUCGGAAAAUGAUGAUCUUGCUCCUUAUCAAGUCAUCCGCAAUUUUGCUCAGCGACUACAAGAACUAGGCAGUGAUGUAAAACUUGUGAAAUUUGAUGGCUCACCUCAUGUAGGUCAUUAUCAGCAUUAUCCAAUUGAUUAUAAGGCUGCUGUGACUGAGCUUCUCGGUAAGGCAGCUGCUGUGUAUUCCCAAAGGGUUCACCGUGAUGGAGAAAGAAUGGAUUUAAAGGGGACACGUGAUGAGAUAUCUGAGCCAUAUUCCACUUUGAGGAAAGCAGCUUCAAGCUCAAACCAGGGUUUUCUUGGGACUCCUCUCAUGCAGAGUGAUCGUUUCCUCAUGCCUAGCUCACCAGGGUAUUAUGAAGGUAGAGGUUUUGGGUCUGUGUCAGAUGAACACAAAGAAGAUCUGAUUCAUCUGCCGAACCCACCAAGGAUAAAUGCCCAUGGGGUUCUUGGCCAGUUCCUGUUUGAUGUCUGUGUCCCAAAGAAUGUUGAAGAUUGGGAUAUAGAGUCAUCAACUUCCUUCAUCAGACAAGCCUAUUCUUCCUCACGGCGACACAACCCAUUUAAUCCAAUCAAGUGCAUCCGUCGUUCCAGAUUAUAACAUAUCACACUAAUCUUUAGCAGAGAUUUCUUAAUGAACCUGAAGAGCCCAUGUUUGACUGGCCUCAAGAUCGAAUGGACGAGUGCUUACCAGUUACCAACCUUUCAAAGAAGCAACAUGAAAUCCCAGGAGGAAUAAAAAAAAU